Messenger RNA from Symsagittifera roscoffensis, 1685 nucleotides. RefSeq lists its product as uncharacterized. The transcript has 7 exons. The coding region runs from base 356 to 1576 and encodes 406 amino acids. Lineage: Eukaryota; Metazoa; Xenacoelomorpha; Acoela; Convolutidae. The record is from RefSeq and is a predicted model, not a curated record.
AAGCAGGCGCGAGAUUGGUUUGUUGUAUUGAGAACUUCUCCGAUUGACCUUCUGAACUGAUAUCUCUUUUCAGUCAAGAACGUUCAAUAGUUUAGGAAAAUAUUAUACUUUCGCGCAAGCCAUUUCAUCAAUUACUGAUUACAAUAGAUCUCGACUAAGUUUUCUGACUCAAUUUCAUUAUUCAAAAUCAUCCAAGAUCACAUAAACUACAGUCGUUUCCUCUUUCUAUACCGAUCAGGAAACGAUUAGUGUUUCUCAUUGUCGCAUAGAAAGUGCAUAAAUUGAAUUGAUCUCCAAAAAAAUUAAAUAUUGCUGUUUUAUCUUAUAAAUAAACAAUCGAAAAGGUUGUAGUGCGAUGGCGCAUGAGGACUACGACGUGGGCGAUGGGGGGCAAAUGGGACAGGAGGAGUCUGGGGUGUUGUGCAGGGCAGUGCGCUACUCGGAGUCGUUCGUGUUCCCUGUGAUGGUGUGCAGUCAACUCAUCUGCUUCAUCCUCAGUGCACUCUCCACAUACUCACUCCUGAGAAAACACAGAAAAAGUCCCAACUCGACUGUUCUGUUUGGUCUGCUGUUGGCCAGUGCCGCCACUCUGAUCGUGGCUGUGGAAGUGUCUCUCUCUGGAUACUUAUUGGUGUAUGUCGAUUUUGGGAUGAAAAACAGAUGGGUGGCUCUACUCCUAGUUAUAGGUGUGUGUCAGCUGUGUGAGAUGGAGACCAUUUGUGUGUUCCUUGUGCUGGCCGUGCAGAGAUUCAUUUCGUGGAAGCGACCCAUCCUGUUCAUGAACCAGAGCCGGAAGUCCAUAGUGGCCCAGUUCCUCGGAACCCUCCUGAUGUGUCACGUGCUCCUCCUAGUGCCCAUAGUGCCCAUACUCAUGCACGUGCCAGAACAGCAAUGGCACGAUAUUUACAUGAAGACGGAGACCAUAACCCAAGUGAUCAGUGUGUUGCUCAGUGCAGCCAGCAUUGGUCUUCAACUGUAUGUGAGUUGUCACCGCAGGUGGCAGGGGGAGGCCAUGUCUGACAUCCUCGCCUCCCAGCCCUCUCCUCAGAUCCACUUCUCGACCCCCUCUCCCCACACCCCACACUCAGGUGCCUCACCCCCUGAGAAGACGUUGAUCGUGACUAUGGAUGAGCACAUUGAGAAUAGCUUCGACCAACACAUCAGAGACAGUGGGGCGAAUGGGCAAUCGGCUGUCGGUGGGGGCUCUGUAGACAGGCAGGUGGGGGCGGAGGAGGGCGUGUUAAGGCAGAGUGCCAUCCCGAGACUCAUGCGAAUAAUCACAGUCAUGACAUGCAUCCUCUGCUCACUCAUGUGUCUCGACAUAUUCCUGUGGGCGGACUUGUAUUACCGAGAGGACUUCAGCUGCUGGCAUUAUCUCCUCUCCCAGAUCUCAUUCCUGGGAUUUUUCUUCAAGUUCUGGAUGUUGCCGGCAGCACUCCUCUUCGGCUGCCGCAGUCUCCGCCAGGAAAUCGACCUCUGUGCCUGCAUUCCAUCAAUCUUUAUCUUCUUCAAGUCUCCCUUCAUCAGUCAACGCAGCCACGUUACACUUACCAGUGACAACAAACAAUCCAUGUGAAAACUAAAAGAAACCAGUUUAUUCAGAAAAAUAAAUAUUUAGAUCAAAUGAUUAGAGCAGAAUCAUGUACUGUAAGUUAAAAAGUCAUCAUAACAGAGUGUACGGUAAA